GUUGUUGUCAUCUAUGUCAUCAUGUCACAUUAUUAUAAAUUAUUUGUGACAAAUUCUGCAAAGUAAUUAGUUUUUUGCGUUACUGGGAUGAGUAAUACACGUGCUCCGAAUUUUACAAAAUCCGAAGAAAACUUGCUCCUAUCUUUAGUAAGCAAGUAUAGAAAUAUUCUGGAGUGUAAAUUGUCCAACACUGAUGCAAAUCAAAAAAAAAAAAAAUCAGUGUUGGAAGAAAAUUGAAGUAGAGUUCAAUUCUUUAUCUGGCCAGACCUUCCGGGAUCACAAAGUUUUGAACAAAAAGUACGACAACAUUAAGAAGAGGACAACGAAAAAAUUUGCUGACGAGAAAGCCUAUGUCGGUGGUACUGGGAGAGGGUCACAACAAAGUAUUGAGGCCACCGAUGUUGAUGUGGCUGUAAAAGAAAUUCUCGGGGCCAAACCAAUGGGGCAUAGCAGCGAAUUUGAUGGCGAUUCCGAAACAACCUCAUUCCAAAGUAACAGCGGUAUAAUCUGUCUGAUGACGAAAAUGAUGAUUGUUUUAUGCCAAAAGAUCAAACCGGAGCAAUUUCGAGAGAAGUGCCUGUUAUGGAUAAAAUAAGUGGUCCCAAUAAAGAAAGUGGUAAACAUUAAUAAUAAUCAAAUAUGGUUAUUUUUGUAGAAAAUGGUCAAACUGGGAAUUGGGCUAAAUACUCCCCCAAAAUCUUGAAGCAAAACAAAUUUUCAGCACUCAC
Messenger RNA from Zophobas morio, 728 nucleotides. RefSeq lists its product as uncharacterized. The record is from RefSeq and is a predicted model, not a curated record. The transcript is spliced from 4 exons. NCBI's taxonomy places the organism in Eukaryota, Metazoa, Arthropoda, Insecta, Coleoptera, Tenebrionidae. Bases 194 to 595 code for a protein of 133 amino acids.